AUGGCAAUGAAUAAAAGGCUUCAAAGAGAAUUUCAAGAAAUGCAGACCAAUGGAGUGAAGUCAUUUGAAGGACUAAAAGUGGAUGAAAGUAAUUUUUAUGUAUGGGAAGGGUUGAUUACUCCAGAAAAACCUCCUUAUAAUAAAGGUGCCUUUCGCAUACAAAUCACAUUUCCAAGAGAUUACCCAUUCAAACCUCCUACUGUUUUAUUUAAAACGAAGAUCUACCAUCCCAACAUAGAUGAAAAUGGCCAAGUUUGCCUUGGUAUUAUUUCGACUGAAAACUGGAAACCUGCUACUAGGGUAGAAGCUGUAAUCGCAGGUUUGGUGAAAUUAAUUAAUGAUCCAGAACCUGCACACCCAUUGAGAGCUGACAUAGCUGAAGAAUUUGAUAAGAACAAGAAAAAAUUCAUGAAAUCAGCAGAAGAACAUACAAAAAAGUAUGCUGAAAAAAGGGAGUAA
Nezara viridula (southern green stink bug) is the source of this 459-nucleotide messenger RNA. The record is from the annotation of a GenBank genome assembly. NCBI's taxonomy places the organism in Eukaryota, Metazoa, Arthropoda, Insecta, Hemiptera, Pentatomidae.